AAAUAAAUACAAAAAAAAAAUUAAUUACAAGUUUUUGUUUAUUAAGAAGACUAAAAUAAAUUUGCAUAAUUUUUGAAUCUUAAAGCUAUUUGGCUUAUAAAAAUGAACGAUAACUCAAUAAAUAACUAUUAAUAAUUGCUUACUUAGAGGUAAUAAGAUGCUUCCGAACUAGGAUAAAACAACAUCUAAGAAAUUGAGAUGGUUGAUUAAACAAAUAAUGUUUAAAAUACUAUGAAUAUUUAAUACCUUAAGUAAAUCCCGCUCAGUUAAGAAAAUGAAAAAAUUGUAAAAAGCUAAAAUAAUCCUGAAAAUAUUGUGGCUGAAGAAAAGGUUGCAGUUAAAUAACCUUUGACUCAAACACUUUACAUUUGUUAUUUAGUUUUACUUAUUCCACUUUGCGCAGCAAUUACUGGGCUAGCAGAUACAGAUUAAAUAAUAUAUGGAUCUAUCCCAAGCUAUUUAAAAGGUCUUUUCAUAGGUCUUUUAGUUGUUACUUUGGUCAAUAUGAUAUAUUUAAUUCUAGUUUAACUUUAUGUCAGCCGUAAAUAUAUUGAUAGUAUCCCUUUUAAGCACAAGCUUGUUAUUUGUGGUAUCUGGUUCAUAUUAAAUUCUGGAUUUUUUAUUAUUGGAGGCUUAUCAUUUAGAGGAUACAGAUAUAUGAUUGACGAUUGUAAUAACUAUUACACAGAAAUUUGGUAAAGAGAAGCUCUUAAUUUAUAUGACAGUGCAAAGAGCACUUUGUGUACAUCUUCAUGUUUAUGUGACAUGAAAUUUCCUUUUAUAUUGCCAUAAGACUUGUAAAACAAAAUAACUCCUUAUAUUAAUAACUCACAAAUGGUAGUCAACAUCUCACAAUGUCCAGGAAGCUUUCAAAAGAACGACUUGUAUUAUUAACUCAAGUAAGCUGAAAAUUAUUGGGGCUGCUCAGGAAUAUGCACACCUCUAAACUUAUACUAUUUCACUGAUAUUAAUAGAGGAACACCAACUGAGCAGAGACCUUGUCUAUAAGUUGCUAUUGAGGAUCAUCUUCCUCAGGUUGUAAAUCUAGUGAAAUUUUCAAGUUUGUUUACUGCAGUAGUUCAAACAAUAGUAUUGCUCUACUUUUUAUUCAAAACAUAAAUUGAAAACUCAUCUCUUUUUAGAUAGAGUUCAAAUUCUUCAGAUGGUUACAAUUCUAAUAAAUAUUCUAGUGGUGGGAGUAGUAGUAGCGGAGGUUAAGAUAUUGAUGUUGAUGAUGAUAUUGAUGAUAAAUAAGGUUAAAAUAACACAUAAAACCAAUCAACAGAAAAUGACUUUGAUAAUUUCACCCUUCCUUAAAGGAAUCCUAAUUAUUUUGCCAAAAUGUUUAGCUCGAGAGUCUCUAAAAUAUCAAGAGGUUUAACAAAAUAGUCAACUACUUAGACAUUUUAAUAGAGCUCAAAAUCAUCAGUUAUAUCAAGUAACCUUAUAAAUUAGCUCAAAAAAAGUAAGCUCCCAUCAGAAGCUCAUUAAACUAGUAAAAGAUUAAGCUAAUCAUGA
Messenger RNA from Tetrahymena thermophila SB210, 1518 nucleotides. RefSeq names its product transmembrane protein, putative. The record is from RefSeq and is a predicted model, not a curated record. The transcript is spliced from 2 exons. Lineage: Eukaryota; Ciliophora; Oligohymenophorea; Hymenostomatida; Tetrahymenidae.